Molecule: messenger RNA, 1134 nt
Organism: Trichosporon asahii var. asahii CBS 2479
Lineage: Eukaryota; Fungi; Basidiomycota; Tremellomycetes; Trichosporonales; Trichosporonaceae
Product: protein-vacuolar targeting-related protein
Exons: 4
Coding region: 1-1134 (377 amino acids)
Biological process (GO): Golgi to plasma membrane protein transport; retrograde vesicle-mediated transport, Golgi to endoplasmic reticulum; Golgi vesicle budding
Cellular component (GO): Golgi cisterna; trans-Golgi network; cytosol
Molecular function (GO): phosphatidylinositol-4-phosphate binding
Source: RefSeq, a predicted model, not a curated record
AUGUCUGAAGGCCUCACGCGCCGACGCGGUGCAGGGGCCUCGUCGUCUAACAACGCUGGCGGAUCGUCAGCAGGCGUCUCUCCCGCCCCUUCAUCCAGCGCUCAGCGCAGCAGUUCGUUCGGUGGCGGUUCGGCGGUCGAGGGUCGGCCGAGAGUCGCAUACGACCCUCGAGACUUCAGCGAUGACAACGAGACGAAGAAGGUGCCCCGCCUGACUCUGAUGGAGGAGGUCCUCCUGCUGGGCCUGAAGGACAAGGCUGGAUACCUCUCGUUCUGGAACGACAAUAUCUCGUAUGCCCUUCGUGGCUGUAUCCUUAUCGAGUUGGCGUUACGGAGAAGGAUCGCUGUGGUUCGAGACCCGUCGCGUCGUCGGCUGGCACUCGCAGACCGCCUGAUCGAGGUUAUUGACGAUCGCCAAACUGGAGAGACCAUCCUUGACGAGGCUCUGAAGAUGAUUAAGAGCAGCGAGAAGUAUGGUGCCGGGGCUUGGGUGGACCUGAUGAGCGGUAGGUGUGCUUCGUCGAUGCCCGAGCUGACAGAUCCAGGUGAGACAUGGAACGUGAUGAAGAUUGGAUACCAGCUCAAGCAAGUUCGUGAGCGAUUGGCGAAGGGUCUCGUCGAUAAGGGUGUGCUUCGGACAGAGAAGCGAAACUUCCUGCUCUUCGAUAUGGCGACCCAUCCUAUUGCCGACAUGAACGCCAAGGACGACGUUCUCCGGAGGUGCCUCACGCUUCUGACGGCUCGCACUGCUGCUGUUCCUCCCCAAGCUCUUCACAAGGAGGGAAUCCAGUACCGUGUACUCGAGAAUGCGCUUCAGCGUCUUUCCUACGACUCGCGCGAGGCGGCUUUCAUGCGAUGCGACGAGAUCCUCGCCGAGUUCUCGACCUGGCCCUUCGGCAUCGGGACAUCGAACUCAUCCGGUCCCGUCAACAUUGGGGGAGGAUCAAAACGCCGCGACGGCGGUAGUGGCAUCGGUCGCGAAAGUGUCCAGGAGCUCGUCCGGGAAGUGCGCAAGGAGAUGGCGAGCGACGCCCGGGGUGCCGGCUCGGGCGGAGAUGAGCCGGAAGACCUUUGCUUCGAGGUCGUCGCCACCGUGCUCGAGAUUUUCAGUCGCAUGGACAGCCUCUUGGUCUGA